Molecule: messenger RNA, 981 nt
Organism: Schizophyllum commune H4-8
Lineage: Eukaryota; Fungi; Basidiomycota; Agaricomycetes; Agaricales; Schizophyllaceae
Product: glycoside hydrolase family 43 protein
Exons: 7
Coding region: 1-981 (326 amino acids)
Biological process (GO): carbohydrate metabolic process
Molecular function (GO): arabinan endo-1,5-alpha-L-arabinosidase activity
Source: RefSeq, a predicted model, not a curated record
AUGAGGCUUCAAUGGCUAGCAGCGCUUUUUUCCCUCGGUGUACUUGCAUCAGCGACCCCUGCACCUCUUCCCGGGAGCGAGGAUAUCGUCGUUCGCGAUCCUGCUAUCUGGUACAACGCCGAUCUUGGCAAAUACUUCGUCUUCGCCACCCGCGAGGGCAUCAAAAUAUAUACUGCGCCUUCAUUGAAAGGACCCUGGACCCGCGAAGGCUCCGUCCUUCCCAACUGCUCCUCCAUCCAACUCGACGGCAACUGCAAGCUCUGGGCGCCCGACGUCAACUACAUCAACGGGGAGUAUGUCUUGUAUUACUCCGUCUCGACUAUCGGCAGUCAGAAUUCGGCUGUUGGUGUCGCGACGUCGCCGUCGAUGGAGCAGGGGACGUGGACGGACUUGGGGGAGGUUAUACGGUCGCAGGGUGGGGAUCAGUUCAAUGCGAUCGACCCCAACAUCAUCGAUGACAACGGCUUGAAGCUUGCAUUCGGCUCGUACUGGAACGGCAUGUACCAAGUUGGCUUGUCAGAUAUCAAGACGCGCGCAUCUGACCUACCCGGCACCCACCUCGCAGGCGGCAAUGGGCGCGCCGCCGAGGGCGGCUUCGUCUACAAGCCCCAAGGCUCCCCUUACUACUUCAUGUUCUUCUCCGCCGGCACUACACCUCUCGAGGGGGGCGACUCCCGCCCGCCCGCCGGUUCCGAGUACAAGGUCCUCGUCGGCCGCGGGGACAGCGCCGUGGGACCCUUCCGCGGCCAGGCCGGCCACGAGCUCACCGAGCAGGUGGACCCGCCCACCGGCUCGCUCGUUCUCGGCUCGCACGAUACCGUCUACGCGCCGGGCGGGCAGAGUAUAUUCCUCGAUCCUGUGAGCGGGCGGGAUGUGAUUGUGUACCAUUAUGUGAGGAUGGAGGAGGUUGGGGGGACGUCGUAUUUGGGGAUCAACUAUCUGGACUUCUCGAGUGGGUGGCCGGUGGUGGUGGAGGAAUAG